Messenger RNA from Bombyx mandarina (wild silkworm), 2439 nucleotides. Its product is annotated as atlastin. Gene Ontology annotation, molecular function: GTPase activity; GTP binding. NCBI's taxonomy places the organism in Eukaryota, Metazoa, Arthropoda, Insecta, Lepidoptera, Bombycidae. The record is from RefSeq and is a predicted model, not a curated record.
AAAAAAUUGAAAUUCAACUAAAAAAUUAGAAAUAAAUAAUAUGUAGUUUAAAAAAAACUAACAAAAUACGCUUUUAUAGAACAACCAAAGGCGCGGACAAUGGAGCCAGCAUGAGUGGUACGCCUAGAGAGAUCCAAUUGCUCAAAUAUAAAGAUGAUGGUUCAUUCGAUUUGGAUGUAGUGGCGUUGCAGAGUGUGCUGAAUCGCGAUGAUGUUAAAGACUUGCCUGUUGUGUUAUUCAGCGUGGCUGGACCAUUCCGCACUGGCAAAUCGUUCCUGCUAAACUACUUUUUGAGAUAUCUGCAUUCGCCUGUUUUUAAGGGAGAAAAGGGUGAUAAUGCUAAACCCUUAGGCGAAGAUUCGGAACCUCUUGGUGGUUUCACGUGGCGCGGUGGAUCUGAGCGCAACACUGUCGGUCUCUUGAUCUGGUCGGAACCUAUCAUAAAAACCCUUGAGAAUGGAGAUAAGGUUGCAGUACUGUUGAUGGACACGCAAGGGUUGUUCGACAGCAAAACCACGAUGAGAGAUUGCUCCAUCAUUUUCGCUCUGUCCACGCUCCUGUCUUCAGUUCAGGUCUACAACCUGAAAGAGAAUCUCCAGGAGAAUCAUCUUCAGUUCCUUCAGUUGUUUACACAGUAUGCGAAAGCAGCUGAUAACGGAGAAGAAUUGAAGUCGUUCCAAAAUCUGCUCUUCCUGAUACGUGAUUGGUCGUAUUAUGACACCCACCCUUAUGGCAGUAAAGGGGGGGACUCACUCGUCGCUAAACGAUUUGAGGUGACGAAGGAUCUUUCCACGGAUAUGGUGGAGCUACGAGCACAAAUCACAUCCAGUUUCCAGAAGAUCUCUGGUUUCUUGUUGCCCCACCCUGGGUUUAACGUGCUGAAACCUCAGUUUGACGGUCGGCUUUCUGACUUAGAGGAGAACUUUAAGACGUAUCUGUUGGAAUUGGUGACUCUAUUGUUUUCACCAUCGAAUCUCGUCCCAAAAAAAAUCAAUGGACAAACGAUACGAGCUAAGGAAUUAUCCACGCACUUUAAUGUCUUCCUGGAAUUGUUCAAAAGCAAUGAAACGCCAACGAUUUCAUCUAUGACGAAGGCUAUUAGUGACAUAUCACUACAGACGGCAGUGAAUGACGCUCGGGAACUUUACGAGAACACGGUGAACAGUAAAUUCGGCGUUGAUCAGCUUAGCGCUCCCACAGAAGCUAUCCGUUUCAGCCACACUCAGGCCAUAGAAGCGGCUAAGGCUCUGUACAAUAGUAAGAAGAAAAUGGGAUCGGCAGAUGAACUCGUUGCUCGCUUGGACAACUUAGUUAAGGAACUAGAUGAGAUACUACCCCAAACUCUCUUGAUGAACGAAACGAAAGUUCGUAAACUGAAUUCCGAGGCCCAGAAGAUAUAUGCUGAUGAAGUGAAAAAAGUUCACGGCGAAAAUCUGUUGUGUCUGCACCCCACGGACUUGGAGUCCGUGCACAAUGAGGCCGUGCAAAAGACAGUCGAAUUCUUCGAUUCCCGACGACAGAAAUUCGCCGACUUUGAGGAUCAAGCUAGAGUCGUAUUGAUUGAGAAUUUAAAAAAGAAACUCACUGACCUGAACCACGAAAACGAAGGGAACACGAGGAUCUUCAUAUCUGAAGCCGUAUUGACCUAUUCCAAGGCUAUGGAGACGCUGCUCUCAAAGGAAUACGCCGUUGAAGACGAUGAAUUUCUACUGAAACAUCAGAAGUUUAGCAAGGACGCUACCGAUGAUUUUGUUAGCAAAAGGAACCAACCGUCGGACUAUGAAGAGGAUGAAUUUAAACAGACAUUGAUAAAGAAAAUAUCCGAUAAAUUUAUACUGCUCGAGAAAAUAAAUAAACAGCACAACAGGGAAGCUUUCAAAGCAGCUUACAGCAUGUACGAGGACAGCAUGAACGAGCUUUGGAGCGGUAACUCGUGCUGCUACAGCAAGGGCGACCUGAAGGGCAUACACAAACGCAAGAAGGAUAUUGCCUUGUUUUAUUUCCAUCCGCACAAAAGCGUAAACGAUGACUUCCAAAAGCAAUUGCUUUCAGGAAAAAUCGAUUCUUUGUACAAAGACCACGUCGAAACGAACGAUUUGAGAAACCGAAGAGCUGAGAGAAACGCUCUCAAUGAGUACCAGAGGAGGAUGGAUGAUCUGAUCAGCCCGAAACCCACGUGGGCCCUGAUAGUGCCUUGGAUAAUCACGUUGGCCAAACGCAGGAGCUACCACGAGGACUGCAAGUACUAUGCUAUUAGGUACUUCAGGAAUGAGCGAUGCGGUUCCUCGAAAUAUGACGAGGAUAGUUAUUAUGAUGAUCUGAUUUGGAGCAUUAAUAGGAGCUACGAUACGAAUUAUGCUUUGUGAAACUUGCAAAUGUUUUUGAAUAAAAAAGCUUACUAUAAAUAAUGAUUUGGAUUGUGAGAUUACAAUCAAAGGC